AGGAAACUAGCGUUCCGUUUGUUCCCUAGAAUGCGUCAGGUGAACUAUCCAGUAUGGCGGACGGAGAAAGUGACUUGGGAAUAGAGGCGCUAGAAAUCGAACUGGAUGCUUUAUUUGACCGAUAUUGUAAAAAUGAACCUACACUGCUAAGCAAGGAAUAUUGCUCCGAUUUUUGUAAGUUAGUGGAGGACCACACACGGCAAUGGCAGGUACCUCUGCCUCAGCUGAAGCUGCUUCGAAUAGCCCUCUGCCGUUUUACCAAAGCCACCUCUGCCUUUCCUGAGGACUGUCAGCAUAUUGGCUAUGCUCUCAGCAGUUUGGCAUUGAGCUUUUUUGAGCUGAUGCUGUUCUUCAGCAAGGAGGAGUUUCAAGAACAUCCCCUAAAGGACAUACUAGAUUCUUUGCAGGACUGUCAUUCUAAACUGCUGAGACACAAGAAUGUCUACCUACAGCAAGUCAGGCAGAUCAUCAACAAUGGCGGCCCUUGGGAAGGCCCUGUGCUGCAGGCCAUCCUAUGGGAGACUGCAUGGCCACAGACAGAAGUGGAGAACUAUUUGAGCUCUGAGGUGCCAGUGUUUUUUGAGCUGCGCGUGCGGUACCUGCAGGCUUGUGAGCGUGUGCAGGAGGCCUUGGCCCUGGCUAAGAGCUGCCUGGAACACCCUGCCACAGGCAGACACCUGUACUUCCACCAGGCCUACCUCACCUGCCUUUACAAGGCAUCGUUACACGAACACCUGCAGAAAGAGGUGGCUGAGAUAGAUGGGAGAGAUGCUGUCGAGAUGAUCUGCAAUACGGAGAGCAUCGAGAAAGAUGAGCUGCUCCUGUAUCUGUGCAAAGCAUUCCUCACCCAGCAGCUGCAGAACGGAGACAUGUAUUACAUCUGGGACCUGGUGUUUAUUUGGAGUAGGCUGCACCUCAGGGCACACCCUUCCAAACAGGGCUUCCUGGCUGAAUGCAGGCAACUUAUGGCCUCUGUCAGCAAUGUACGCGCCAUCUUCCUCUUUAUCAAAGUGGUCACGGAAGAGAUGGGGACUGAGGGCGUUCAGUUCUGCGUGGAACUGUGUGCCCGAGCUAUGCAGCGCGACCCCCAGUCGGACCCCCAGACACGCUCCCUCGUGUGCAAGACCCUCGCCUUCCUGCUGCGCGGGGACCUGGAGGUGUGUCGGGCCUGCGCCCUGCUGGUCCUUCACCUGGAGCACAGCCUGGAGGCCUACAGGACCGUGUGGGUGCUUUACACCCACCCCGACCAGGAGCAGCACCCACACCAGAGCCCCAUCAAGACCAACAUCCGCUUCCUCAUCCUGCAGUUGCUAAAAGAAGGCCUAUGCUUUGACCCCGAGUUCUGGAACCUUUUUACCCUGAGGACCCACUGCUUGGAGCUGAUGAGCGACAAAGCAGUCAAGGCUGCUCUCAGCGAGAUGCAGGAGGAAGAGCAGGCGGAGGAGGAGUGGAUACCCAAUGACCUGAGCGCACCCCAGGCCUGCGGGCCACACCCAGGUGCUGCCCGUCCGCAUCCCGAAGCAGGCCCAGCGUCCGAUGGCUCUGCUGGGAGGGAGGAGGAGGAGGUGGAGGAGGAGGAGGGCGAGGCUUCUUCCGAGCCCCCACCCGACAGCCCAGUCAAGAGGAGGUGGUGGAGCAGGCGGAGGAGGAGAGUGAGGAGGCGACACGGCUCUGAUGACGCUGACUCAGGAGACGACCCAGAAAUCAAAUACGCGAUCAAGCCCACCUACACGGACAGCAGGUCCAAAUACUCCCUCAGGCGUCAUCCCACCGCGGCUCAGGAAGGCAGCCUCAAACAGCCUGCCAACCGGCAGAGGGAGUACUUGGCGAGGCGAGUCAAGAACACCAUUCUGAAGAGGCGGGGAAGGAAGGCCAGUUGGCUCCUGGAGAUGAUCAGGCUCCAGGCAGAGAACAUUGCCCCGGAGGGCAUUAGGGAGAAGGGGCGGGGAAGGGGGCGGUGGGGUAAGAGGAAUGCCCUCAGGACUUCCACAUUGGAGCUCUCCUACCCUGAGAAUGAAAUGACGGUGGAGGAGAGGGUUGGUACAGGGAACGGCAUCAGGCCGGAGGGAGGACUUGACCCGUCGGAGAAAGAAAACGAGAUGAUGGAUACCGAGAACAGUAUUAAACGGUGUAAGAUGGAGGGCCAUGGUGAGAUGGUAGAUGUUAACUGUGUACAGGGUAAUGCUCCUGGAGCACUGAAAACAGACACAGACUCGAGGUCUGUGGAGGCGGGGCAUUGUUCCCCUGGUGGGCCUUCAGAGCUGGAGCUUGAUGGUCCAUUGUUGACGCUUGAGGAGGAUCCACUGCAACUCUUCCACAACUACUCCAAACUUCACAAAGAGGACGAUGAGAAUGAACUACAGCCCCCAGAAUCCCCCCGGUCGGAAGCAGAUGAUGACAGCACUGAGCAGAAGCUGCCGUUGGAAGAAGACCCUCAGGGUGACGGCAUGAAGCCAUGGAAGGCCCGUGCCCUCCGUGCCCGACGCUAUGCCCACCUGCAGCACCACUGUGUCUACUGCCACAAGGACUUCAAAGGUGGGAACGUGGUGCGCCACAGUAUCGCCCACCUGAAGAGGAGGAGGGUGUGCUGUAUCUUCUGCGGGUCCUGCUUCAAGAAGUACAACCUGGCCAAGGAGCAUGUCCUCAAACACAUCGACGAACUGCUCAACAACCCACCCGGCGAGCAAAAGACAGACGACACAGAACCCAAAAGCGCGACGUCCCCCGCGGUCAAUGGAUCCACGGCACCGCCAGAGGGUGAGCGCCAGGUCCGGAAACCCAAGCCAAAGUCUGAGAUCAGCAAGCAGGCCCGGAUCAUCCAGAACCUCCGCGUUCUGCUCAAGAAGACCAGGAACCUGAACAAGACGCCAGAGCAGGCCAACCACACCGGACGCGAGCCGACGGGCUUCAAGGACGAGCAGGUGCUCGUCAAAGACAAACGGGUGAUUCUGAAGACUGAGACGGGAAAGGAAGGAGGAGAGGUGAAGGAACGAGAGGCGGGAGAGAACGGCCUCGGGGCCGAGUACCCACUGUGUCCCGCCGAGGACUGUGAGAAGAUCUUCAUGAGGAUCGGUCCGUCUCUGCUCAAACACGCCCUCAGGUUCCACACGGGAGACCCGGCAGUGCUGGAGCAGACAUUCCUGUGGUCCAAGGGCAGGUGCAUCUUCUGCCAAAGGCACAUGCUGAAUGUCCAACACUACAUUGACCACAUGAAGCUCCACGACGCCCCUCUGAGGCAGAUGUGUGUCCACCUGAAAUGCAGCCGGCGCUUUAAGACCCCCCAGGAGCUGAAAGAGCACAGGGAGACCCACAGGCCCCUGCAGCCUCAGUGUCUCUUCCCUGGCUGCGAGCUGAUCUUCACCACGCUCUCCGGCCUCCAUGACCACGAGUGGAGGCACUAUACCCAGCCCCAAGGGAAGGAAGGCCCAGGGCAAGUCAACCCCAGCCAGGUCAAUCCCGAGGCCCCGUGGAAACACAGGGUGAAGAUCCUGGAGCUGUGGCAGCAGGAAGGGAAGGGCCAGAGAGAUAAGGCCCAGGUCCCAGACUCUGUGGCCAGGCAUGGGACUGGGACUACCGAGAGAGUGCCAGGCCAGGCUCCUGAGUCGAACCCUAAUGGUGAAGCGUCAAACACAGCCACUGGUCUUCCCAGAGACCCCGGCCUGAGGCCCGUCAAUGGACACGAGGUGGGGCACACCCACCAGGCUCCGGAAGGAGAGCGUCCUGCCUCUCAUGCCACCCCAACAGCACCCGCGUCAAAGCCCAAGAACUUUACAGAACCAUCCCAUCCUGGCGCUCCAGACAACGUGGACAUGAGGGACGCGGAGGAGCCGGUCACUCUCCCCGACGUCCUGAGGACCCUGGAAGACCCGGUCAUCCAGGCCCACAAGCCAGUCAAACCAGAGGACCCCGUCUGUGCACCUUUCGUCAAAGCCCCGUUCAUCCGCCCGCCGCCUUCCACCUACCUGGACGAGUCGGCGCUCAGCAUGCGCAAGCGCAGCAAGGCCUCCGAGGCGUCUUCCAGUCCGCAGUCCAGCAGUAAGAGCCGGCUGGUGGUCGUGGCGGUGCCGCAGAGGCAGCGCUGCUCCAAGUGUCUGUCGUCCUUCAGCGGGCCAGUGGAGCUGGAGAAACACCAGGCUCUCAACACCUGCUCCUCCCUCUUCAACUUCGACUCUGACGACGACAGUUAAAGGCGAUGGGUGAACUCAGGGACCUUUGUCGAGGCUGCUUGACGAUUGUGAACUUCGAGAUUGUUAACCUCUUCUUCCUUCUGACACGUGGACUGUGAGACUGAACGAGCUGUUAUGGACCCUAAGAUCAUCCCCUGUUGAGAGGUGAAAAGGCCUACUGUGUGGUACAGAUGACAGUCUGACCUUUAUCUCAGAGAGACGUCAACUUGUAGUCAAUUUUGACCCCCUUUGUGUUCAAGGAUUUUACAGGACUUGAUAGAUGUAAUCAGUCCAUCACGGAAGCCUUGCAGAGCAUGCAAAUUCACAUCUAAAUUGGAAAUGGGCAGGCCCAAGUGGUAGAGCUAGAAUGGGGUGAGUGUGUAUUACCUAGCAAUAAAUAUUUAUGCUAUAAAAAAAAGGCAUGUUUCCCCAAACACACACUAUUGACACAUGGACAUUCGUCUCUUGUAACGUCCUCAUUAGAUAAGUACACUUUUGGUAGUUUAACCAGAACGGCACCUACUGGUGCUCAGCCUUACUACAAUCCUUUCCUUUAAUAAAACGCUCUCUUUGCCUCAUUCUGCCGUUACACCAUUGUGCUCUUCAGGAACACAUUCUACAAACCACAUACUGUAGAUAUGCUACACUAGUCAUAUCCUUCCUAAGUCUGCGAUAUACACUGUAUAUAAAUUUGGACUUAUCGACUAUUUGAUUCUAUGAUAACCAUCAUCGAUUCACUACGUCCUAUGCUACAUUUCCUCAAUGAGAGAUGAAGUGAAAUGCACUGUAUUAAAAAAAAAAAAACAGUAUUUCUAGACUGCUUGAAAUAAUGAUUUACUCAGUUUGCUGUAAAAAAAAUAAAAUGUAACUGACCUGUUACAAUUUUCAGUUGUUACUGCUCUCUAUUUUUUACUGACUUUUUGUAAGGAUGUAGGAGUUUCCUACUUGUGAAUAUGUGUCUAUGCAUUUCAUUAAAAAUGUUUUAUACAAAUGAUUUUUGACACUAGAUAACUGAUGUACUUGUAAAGUAUGUGUAAGGUUCGGUGUGAUUUGCAUUUAUAUGAUGGAUAUUUGGUACAAGGAUUAAUACAUAAGGACAUUUAAAAUAAUGUGUAUUUACUUGAUUUGUACUGAAAGGUGUCAUUUAUUUUUCUUAAAGAAAAGACUUGGCUUGUUUAAAUAAACACUUGUUUAUGAAUCA
Osmerus eperlanus (European smelt) is the source of this 5367-nucleotide messenger RNA. Its product is annotated as zinc finger protein 654-like. NCBI's taxonomy places the organism in Eukaryota, Metazoa, Chordata, Actinopteri, Osmeriformes, Osmeridae. The record is from RefSeq and is a predicted model, not a curated record. Gene Ontology annotation, biological process: regulation of transcription by RNA polymerase II. Gene Ontology annotation, cellular component: nucleus. The coding region runs from base 54 to 4187 and encodes 1377 amino acids. Gene Ontology annotation, molecular function: DNA binding; DNA-binding transcription factor activity, RNA polymerase II-specific. The transcript has 12 exons.